Porites evermanni is the source of this 9104-nucleotide messenger RNA. The record is from the annotation of a GenBank genome assembly. NCBI's taxonomy places the organism in Eukaryota, Metazoa, Cnidaria, Anthozoa, Scleractinia, Poritidae.
AUGACUACUGUAUGGUCACCGCCCCUGUCAGUUCAACCAGGCAGUAACGCUUCUUUCCAGUGCCAGUUUUAUGUUGGAGAGGCUGACAAACCCGUCUUCGAUCACGUCACAGUUGGGCUCUGGAAACGAGGAGGUAUCUCUCUAACGCUUCUGACUUUGACAAAGAGGGGAAGUGUCAUCAUUAAUCCAAAACUAAAUAAAGAGGCCCCGUUGUAUGGUGGAAGAGUUCAUGGGAGGCAAUGGAGUAAUACGACCGCUAAUACUUCAGGGAUAACAGUAGAAAUAGAACAUGUCGAAGAAUCCGAUGAAGGAUAUUAUGGGUGUAGCAUAUUCUUCGGUGCCUUUAAACAGGUACUUGGUGCAUCAGUGAAGAUUAACGUGCAAGGUAGGUGGUGUUGCUACCAAAAUAGUCUACCUACCUAAUAUCGUAAGGUUUUCCCUUACCAUUAACAGAAAAAAAAAAUGGACCUAAAUUAUUACUUAUCGUUUACCUUUUUCUUUUUCAGCGUUAUGUUUAUCUAACCAUAGCAGAAGUCAAAACUAACUAACGAAGAAAUAAUUUUGUCACUGUUAUUAUGACCAAUGUUAUUAUCAUAACCCAGUUUUUAUUAUCAUCAUUCUUAUUCUUAUUAUCAUCAUCAUCAUCAUUAUUAUUAUUACAAUAAUUAUUGUUCAUCGAAUUUAUUGUAUUAGUCUAUCAAGAGCCAUAAUAUUAUGGCUCUUGGUCUAUCUAUCAGUUAUCGCAGGUUUGAGACUAAGGGCGUUAAAAUCACUGCUCUCUUACUCUCCACAAUUCUAACAGUUGGAUUUUGUAUUGGAUUCUGCUUUUUUUCUUUAAAAACAAUUAUUAAUGAACAGAAGAUAAUCGCAGUUACAGUCACAACUUAUGCAGUUGCGAAAAGAAAGCCUAAAAAAUUGAUUCACUGGGAAAACUGGACCUUUUAUAGAGAUAGUAAAAUGUCUGUAAAUUGUAAAUUUAUAGAAUUUUUAUAAGAGUGCAAAUCCUCCCCUCUUUCUCACAGGGAAAACAAAUUGUCUGUAAAAUCAUUUUUGCAGACAUUUUAUAAAGUUUAUUGUACAUAUAUAUACUAAUUAACAAUUAUUCCUCGAGCCCGAAUGGGCUCUGAGUCAAUAGCCCAUGAGGCCGAAGUCUCAACCAAUCAGAACGCAGCAUUGAUAAUGGACCACUAGUUGGAUUUUACUAAUAGUGAAUUAGUAAAAUCCAACUAGUGGUCUAUUAUCAAUGCUGCGUUUUGAUUGAUUGAGCUACUACUAGGCUAUAUGUUAUAGACCACUAGUAGCGAAAAUCGCCGGCUUUUUGGUGGCAAAAAAGGAUUAAAGUCUAGCUUUAAGUAGGUAAAUUUUUUUCUAUUCUCGAUAUUUUUGACCAGCUAGUUGGAUUUUACUGAAACAAUUAUUCCUCUCGCCCUUAUGGCCUCUGAUUCAAUUGCCCAUUCGGCCUUCGGCCUCAUGGGCUAUUGACUCAGAGCCCAUUCGGGCUCGAGGAAUAAUUGUUAAAUACUCUAGGGGGGCACCUUAAAAUCUCUUUAAAUUUCGAUUGAAUUGUACAGAGAAAACACUGGGAUUUUACGGACAUUUUAUGGGAUUUAGUCACGUAAAAUGUGGUCAAAUCUACAGACAUUUUAUAGAGUUCGUAAAAUUUCUGUAAGUGUACAGGUUUAUGGACAUUGCGAUUUACAAAUAAGAUAUAGAGAUUUUACUCAGAUUUUACUAACUUGUCUGAAGUCUAUAUAGGGUCGAAGUUUUCCAGUUGGUUAAAAAAUAUGAAAUUCAUAUAUUUAUUUAGAAAGAAUUAGCAUACUGUUAUUAUCAUUAUUAUUACCAUUACUUUUUAUCAUCAUCAUUCUCAAGCUUAUUAUUAUCAUCAUUAGAUUCCACUUUUUUUCCUACCAAAAACCAGACACCAACACAAACUACGAGCGACAAACUAAGAACAGAGACGUCCCUCAGCAGCCGACGGUUGAAGCGCGAGUUGGUCAAAACAUUUACCUUUCCUGCCCGAAAUUAUGGAAGGUUUAUCAACUGGACGGUAAAUUUAAAGCCCUUACUUGGCGUGUAUGUGCCACGAAAAAUUGCUCUUCCGAGGACACUCAAUGGACAUGGUUAGCAGGUCUAGAAAGUCGGGGAGCGACCCAAACCAUCAAGACAGGUAGCUUUUCACAUCGAUGAAACGGGAUUACUUUCAAUCAGAAGUCCUACCUUAAGGCCCUUACCGUGAGCCACAACUAGCCGGUCAGACCAGUCUAGUUGCAAAAAGAAUUUAAGUGUCAAUCAGAACUCUCCAGCUUUGCAGACGAGCCUUUCCCUCCUAAAUUUUAUGCACGGCAGUGAUGGUUUUCCAUCAAAAAUCGUCAAAACUGAAAGUCGAUUUCUUUUUUAAAAAUACCCGAACGACCGGCCGGUUCUAACUUUUGGUAGGCGCCCUCAGCUUUGUUUUAAUGUCCAAGAAUUCUUCAAGUAGAUUUAAACAAAAUUUUGGAAACGCGUUUAAUAAGUCAGUGUUUUAGGUUGGUUGUUAAGCAGACUGAAGAACGGUAUGGAAUUUCAAAUACACGUAUUAAAUUGUAUGAUAACUUUAUUUUCUAGGCCCUUACUCGAACAGACUAAAUAUUACUCUGAAUGGUACCCUGAAAAUAGAUAAUAUGGAAGGCAGUGAUAGUAACAUCUACAAAUGCAAGGUAUACAGAGUAAACUUCACGUCUCCUGAAUCGUACUUCGUCACUCUUCAUGUUGACACCUCAGGUACGUGAUCAAAGACUAUUUAAGCUUUACUUGAUGCAAGUCUUUUUUGCUGUUUCAUUUGUCCUUCUCGUUUUCUUUGACUAUCAUUUUCUUGUUGCAUCAUUCUUCGUCUUCCCAGAAAAAGCGAUAUCCAAAAAAAGGGCAAAGAAGGUCUGUAUCGUCGCAAUUUGUAAUAAUCAUCGCACCUUUUUAUACCUGUCCCAAUUUCUAAUAAAACGUGCCGCACUUUGAAACAAUAAUAUUAUAUAGAUUUUGCCAAGGCUAGAAGUGAAGGGUCCAUUUAUAUGCUUUUAAUUACUUAAAACCAAAAAAAUGGAACGAAUAACUUCAGAAACUUAUACUUAACUGAUUUUAAAACAAAAAGAGAAAAUUUUAAAUCAAAUUCGAUCGCAGUAAUUGUCUUGGAAAAGAAUUCUUACCUUCACCUGUGCAUCACUGGUCCCCCCCCCCCCUCCCCCCCCCCCCCUCUUCCCACCACACCCCUUUGAGAAGCUAAUAGCCCAUCAAAUUUAAUGUUUUAUCAAGGUUGGUUGUCAUUCACUAAACUAGUUGGCUACGUCCAGUUCAAAGUUUGUUUUUGGUCAAUCUUUCCUUCUUAAAGGGAUUCCACCUAGACAGGCUGUAUUAGCUAAUAAAAUAAUCGGUUGUUAUUUACCCCGGUUAUUUACCUGUGUUUCUUGAGUCUUUAAAUCUGAUCAGAGAUGGUUAACAUUGCCGGCAUCAAAUGUUUGCUUGUCUGGCGCGUCGUAAAUAGGAUCGUCCUAUUUACGUCAGACUUUCACUUUCGUUGAAUCCGAUGGCAAAGGUUUCCUAAACCCCAAAACCAAAUAAACAAACCAGCUUCGAAUAACAGAAGAAUCAUGAUAACAGCUGUAUUUCAUUUUGUGGCGGCAGUGGAAGAACACGAAGACUAAAACUUUAAAAUGAUAAAAGAUUUUCCUGUAGUCGGAUGUAAGAGCCUGCAUGAACUAUCACAAACGCAGCCAUCGAUGAAACCCUAGUCUUGUGACACUCUCCUCGACGAAAAACCAAAUAAACGCUUCAGUUUUGAAAAACAGAAAAAGAAACUCGACAGCAGUUGUAUUCCAUUUGGUGGCGGCAGUACAAGAACACGAUAAUUUUAAAUUUAAUUGAAAUGAAAAAUAGGCUUCAGUUGUCGGCAAACAGAUUUCUAGAUGUCGCAUAAGUUUUCAUUCAUGAAUUCACCUGUCAAAAUUUUGACCAAGCGGGUUGGGGGGAGGUUAUGUUUUUCCUGGAGUGUGACUAAAAGCGUGACUAAGCAAAAAGCGAAGGUUUAGAAGUUUAUUUCCGAAGAUUCGAACACAAGAAACUUCAAUGUAGAUUUUUAUUCGAGCAACUCCGUUGAUUGCCCUUAGGCUGAUUUAGCAACAGGACAGGAACGUCAGUUGACGACGGGAAAGCGCCCGGAAGAGACUAAACACGACUUCCGGUGCUCAAUUUGCUGCUCUGCCAUUGGACAAGCUAGUUGUUUGAUUUGCGCGCGCCGUCGUCAACUGACGUUCCUGUUCUGUUGCUAAAUCAGCCUAAUUUUGCGCCAAAACGAAACGCAACGUACAUGUCUGGGACUCCCUCCCCUAUCCAACUGAGUUUCUUACCCCUACUUUCAGAGUCUGUACGGGCGGUCGGUCGGGCGUACGCUGAUUUUGUGGCGAUGAUAGUUGUCUAUUUUCUUUUAGCUGUGGGGCUCCGCUGCCCGCACUUCGCGCCCGCGUACUCCCCGCUAAAAAAGCUGUCGCAAUUUUUAAUAACUGUCCAUCACACUUUAUAAGAAACUCUCAUUCUCUUGCUAUGAGACUUGCUUUUAUGACUUCGAUCUCCGUCAAGACAUAAAAGUUAUCAUGACCUUUCGCCUUGUUUGUUUUUUUAUUUCCGUUUUCACUGUCGGAGCAUUCAUAAAAUGAUCGUGUGUGCGUUCAUUUUUGCUAUUUUCUGAGAGACUAGCAGAAAUCUAUUUAAAGAGCACUAUCGAGUGUCCACAUGCUCCGAAAAACUAAGCAAAAUAACUUAGAAAAUCCAACAGCUAGUAGAGGUUUUCUUCUUAUUCUAAAUACAUAGAUUUAGCCAGAGCUAAGCGCAAAGCUCUCGUUAACAUCUAUAGUUUACUAAACAAAAUGCAAAAUCGUGUAACGCCAAGGGGCGAAAGCAACGAAAACAGCCAAAAAAUUAGUAUGUCUAAUUAACCAAAACAAAAAACUUUGCACGUGUAGCACACUUUUUUUCUAAUUAGCAAAAAACAACUUUACACGCUUUUUUUGUACAUUUCUUUGCCGUUGUUUUGCACGACUACAAUGUUAAACUUCCAGAAACUUCCUAAUUACACAUUUUAUGGAGGUAAUGCUGUAUGUGUUCCUGUUCAUUUGUUUUCGCUGCCGCUCAUUUUCACCUUGCUGGCAGCUAGAAUUUCCCCUUUUUCUCACCACCGCUAUAAAAUUUUAAGUUUUUUUCCAACGAAAUAAGUCUCCUUUGGUGUUUAUCUCUCGUUCUAGCUCUUCGUCUGUUAUCCACGUCAAUGUAGACAUUGAAAUUAAGUCGAAAGAAAGAAUAGGCUUUUGUUGUUGUUUUUAUCUCUAAAAGGCUGGGAAGCUACGCGAUUUACCGCCGAAACGCGCGGAUGCUUGAAAUGCAAAAUUUCAUCCCGGCUUACAUGAAGGGGUAGAAGUACGUACGGACGACUUUCUCAGAAUCAAAAUUUCUUGGAUGCAUAGAUUUACCAAAUUUUCUUACCCAUGGUGCUCUGCAGCGCGCGCGAGAGCUCCGCUAUUAUUUCAAAUCUCAUUAAUAUUCAGAAGGCAUAUUGUCCAAUAGACUUCACGAAUUUGUUCACGUGGUAAGACCUUUACACCCGUUAAAACUGAACAAACUGAAAAGCGCGGGGAGGAUUUCAGUCUCAAAGGAAAUAUGGGGUUGAAUGACUGAACAGUGGAAUUCUUAUUAAAUGAACAUUUGAUCUAAAGAAAACUACUAGAUAUGAAAUUUUCUACAGUACGAUCCUCCUUAUUUGCAACUAAAUGAGGAGGCAAAAAUCUAACAAAAUAACUAUCGAAGACAGAAAAAAUCUUCAUCCCAAAAUGAACAUAAAAUCGACAGCCAAUCGGAACUUAUUUUAUGAAAUAUGAAUUUUUUUUAACCGAGAAAACACCAAACUAAUCCAUUUCAAGAUUCAGACCACGAGAUGUUCUCCAGGGAAUUUGCCUUUUGUCUUUUCAUUAAUUAUGCAUACAUAGGCACGUGGCUUCACGUGCACAAGACAAAAUUUGAAAAAAAAACAGUUCUGUGGGGUACCGUCACGUGGUCUGAAAUGGGAAAAAAACUUACAACCUAAAAAAGUCUAUUGUUACCGAGCCAAGAAUGAGUUGGCGAAAUGAGACACAAACAAUUCUUACCAGUUUGCCAUAAGCCAUUUGCACGAUGACGUCAUUUUACUACUACAACCAGAAUCCUUCAGAUAUUGCUUUCUAGUGCAAAUUAGGGCUUUUGUUAGUUAAACCUCGCUGGGAUUACCAAAUUUAAAUAUGAAAAGAAAAACGAAAAGGAUUCUGGUUGUAGUAGUAAAAUGACGUCAUCGUGCAAAUGGCCCAUAUAUUCCGUGAAACUUAUCAAAUACCCAUCAUUUCGCGUUGUAGAUAGAAUUAGCGACCCUCUCCGCCAGCAAAUUUCUCCUCUUAUAUGACUUUUAACAGUAGAAAUUUCUUUCAUUUGGAUAGCCGUAUUGCAAAGGCAUGUGGAAUGUGUACUUCAGUUGCACAGUGUAUUUGCAUGACUGUGGCUGCUUUUGUUUGACAUUUUUCAAUGAACAGGUUUGAAAAUUUCUUUUGAAAUGGAAUACUCCGGGGACGUUUUUUAAGCUUUUCAAAACACUCACAGCACGUCUUUUUUAACCGGUUAACUACGCUGAGCGAAAUAAAUACGUCUUUAACUUAGAUUUAAAAUUGGCUUAAGUGCCCGCAUUUCUGAUUUUCAAAGGCAACUUAUACCAAAGUCUAGGAGCAGCGGAUGCAAAAGAUCUAUCCCCCAAAGUUUUCUUCAAUCUGGCACUUGGUAGUUGGAGAAGUAUGCCAGCGUUCGAUCGCAGACUCUAUCUACACAUCUUCCUAACACUUAUCAAAUUACUUAAAUACUCAGUGUAGCGACAUGAAUUGCGUUAAAUGUAAUAAUGAGUACUUUGAAAUUGAUGCGAUAUUCAAUAAGUAACCAGUGUAGAGAGCGCAACACAGGCAUUAUGUGGUCAUAUCUAGAUAUCAUUUACAAAUUGUACGAGCAGCUGAAUUCUGAACACGUUGUAGUUUUCCCAUCCUCGGAGACCCAGGGGCAGAUAGUGGGGGCGAGGGAAGUCUAAACGGGCGGAAGAAUAAGGCACGAAAAAAAGGAAAAAACGGCGAGAAGAGCUCUUCUGGCCGUUCUUUACUUUUCUUUUGUGCCAUAUUUUUCCGCCUGUUUAGACUUUCCCUCGCCCCCACUAUCUGCCCCUGGGUCUCCGAGGAUGUAGUUUUCCUAAAGGCACUGCAGGUAGACCGAAGAGAAGGCUAUUGCAAUAAUCAACUCGUCCCAUAACAAGUGCACGAACUAGUGUUUGAGCGGAAUCAUUACAUAGAUAUUUCCGAAUCCGCCGAAUGUUAUGGAGAUUGAAAUAGGCAGUUUUACAGGUCUUAUUAAAAUAAGACCUGUAAAACUUUGAAGGAACAUAUUUUAAUACGUUCCUUCAGAUUUAGAUUACCGUCAAACCAAGCGGUUCCGAGAUUUUUCGCACCCGUGACAGGGCUUACUCUUGUAUCACAGAUCGUAAGGUGAUCAAUAUUGACUUUCUCCAACUGCUGUCUAGUACCGACUAUCAUAAAUUCAGUUUUAUCGUCUAAUCUUGAGUUUGUCCAUAAUCAUCCACGAUCGUUUAUCUCUAAUACAGCGCCCAUUGCGAAGAAGAAGAUAUUAUUGUCGACCAAGUAAGAUGAAUAAAUCUCAAAACGUUUAUUACAAAUUGCGGAGCUUAGUUUAGUACAAACUUCGAUGGACAGUUAUUACAAACUGCGACAGCUUUUAAUUUAUUAAGAAUGACGAGAGGUAUUACAAAGUGCGAUGGAUUUAUUACAAAUUGCGACAAGUAUUACAAAGUGCAAUGAUUGUUACAAAUUGCCACAGUACAAGGUCCCCUCUACAAUGUCGGGAACUGUAUCAUGUCAAGAAUUAUUGCCAAAAUUUUUUCUUAAGUGGGACAUUUGACAUUGCCGAAAAUAAAAGUCAAUGAAAGUUCGUAACUACGCACUUUCCACAAUAACUCUAUUUUUUUAUUUGCAAACUUACUUUUCAGUGUCGCCAAAAUUUACUGAACGGGAGCCGAGUCGAGUCCAUGUGCAGCUAGGAAGCGUCCUUUUCUUAAAAUGUAAAGCAGAGGGAGUUCCCAAACCUGUUGUAACGUGGCGAAAAGACGGUCCACUCAUUCAGAACAAAACAGACGAGACAUACUUCAAACGCGAAAAUGCCAGUAAAGAUGAUGAAGGAAAAUACGAAUGCGAGGCUUCUAAUUCAGCUGGAGUGAUCACAUAUAAGGUGGACGUAAUUAUAAAAGGUACAAAUCAUUUUAUUGAGGUAACGAAAAACUUAAAAAAAACAAGCGGUUUGUUGAACAGAUUUCUUCAAUUUAAUUGAAAUUGAAAAUAUCAUUAAAAAGCGCAGUGAGGUAUUGACUCUCUUCCUCAUAUGGGCAAAAAAAAGACAUUCGCAUGUACACAUUCGCUUGUUUUAACGUAUCAAGUCUUUCCUAUUUUGGGCCAGUGGCCCUUACUGGGGACAUAAUGCAUGCCUCACACAUAUAGAUUUUUAAACAAUUACUUAUGCUCAAAUCUAGAAACUAUUAAACCAUGAUACUAAAAAGCCUGAAAAAACGUGGAAAAGUGUCUUUUAAGUAGUCAUAAAUUCAAGUCUUGUAACGUAACGAGCAUGUAUGUUUUUUUUGUAAAUGCCAUACGGUUGCUUUUGCAACGGUCUCUCCAUGCAUUUUAUCAAGUUUGCUUUAAAUGCAGGCCGCUCAGGAAGGCUUGAAAUGUAAGUAGUGUACUGUGUUGCCUAUUAAAUCGAAACUUUUUGUUACUUCAGGAAAAGACUCCAGCAACAGCAGCAGCAACAACAACACAAACAACAACAAGGACUGGGUGAUCAUUGCAAUUGUUUUUAUUAUUCUAUUUGUUAUAGGGUUUAUAGGUGCUGGUGCUACAUGGUAUUUUUGUGUUUUGAAAAAGAAAAUGAACACGUCACAGAAUUCUCCUACAGUGCGCUAUAAUACCCAGGAGGAACAAGCUGCCUUGCAACCACAGACAAACUUUGUCUGA